Messenger RNA from Vicia villosa (hairy vetch), 519 nucleotides. RefSeq lists its product as uncharacterized. The record is from RefSeq and is a predicted model, not a curated record. Bases 1 to 519 code for a protein of 172 amino acids. The transcript has a single exon. Lineage: Eukaryota; Viridiplantae; Streptophyta; Magnoliopsida; Fabales; Fabaceae.
AUGGUAUCAGAGCCUGGUUUCUUAGCAGCUAAGCCUUCUGCCAUUCCUUUUGAUCCCACCCUUAAACUUUCUCCAACUGAUGGAGAUCCAUUGCCUGAUCCUACUUCUUAUAGAAGACUACUUGGGAGGCUCAUAUAUUUGACCAACACAAGGCCUGACAACUCCUUUGUUGUGCAACAUUUGAGCCAAUUCUUGUCUAAGCCUCUUGUUCCACAUUUUCAGGCAGCCACAAAGGUUCUGAGAUUUCUGAAAUCUUCCCCAGCCAAAGGCAUUCUUUUCUCAGCUUCUAGCCACCUAAAGCUAUAUGCAUUUGCUGAUUCCGACUGGGCCCGAUGCCCCCUUACAAGUAAAUCCAUAACUGGCUACUGUGUUGUUCUUGGGGAAUCAUUGAUAUGCUGGAAAUCCAAGAAGCAACAUACUGUGUCCCGCUCCUCCACUGAGGCUGAAUAUAGAGCUUUAUCUUUCUCUGUUUUUCAUUCCUUUCCUUCACGAUUCGUUCUUCAUUUUUUUCCAUCGUGA